This is a messenger RNA of Pelodiscus sinensis (Chinese soft-shelled turtle), 4661 nucleotides long. It is a transcript of the gene LIMS2, whose product is annotated as LIM zinc finger domain containing 2. Lineage: Eukaryota; Metazoa; Chordata; Testudines; Trionychidae. The record is from RefSeq and is a predicted model, not a curated record. Gene Ontology annotation, cellular component: cell-cell junction; focal adhesion; cytoplasm. Gene Ontology annotation, biological process: cell-cell junction organization; positive regulation of substrate adhesion-dependent cell spreading; cell-cell adhesion.
UCAACUUCCUGAUCUUACACAGCAUGCAACUUUUGGAGACUGGAGUUUAUCUGGAGAGCAAGAAUCUUCAUGCUUUCACUGUUGGGGGGAUGCGUUAUACACCUGGAGUGAAGGGUUCUGCUGAUUGCAACACCCUUCCUCAUAUUGUGUAAUGCAUGCUCUCGCAGGGGACUAGAGUAGCCGGGAUCUGAUGAUAGCCUGCAGUAAAGGACAGAGUUGUUUGCUUGGAGAUCACUGACCUCGUUUGCAUUUCUUCUGUGUUUCUUUUCUGGUUUGAUUGAGAAGCUUUAUUGGUUUAAGUGGAUGAGUUACUUGAAGAAUGAGAUUUUUAAAUUCAUGUCUUGGAAAAUGGAGCAGUUGUAGAUUCAGUGUGCAAAUCUGACACAGAAUUAAUCUCUGAUGCUGCUCCUACCCACUGCCUUCAGUAGGGUCAUACCAGUGGGAUACAGGAAAGAAAGAAAAUCUGAUUUGUUCGACUUGUAAGAGCAUGGUGGAUAAUGUGUAAGAAGCAGCAGCAGUCUACUUGUCUUGAUUUAGCACUUUUGAGAACUAAACGAAACUCCCAGAAGGAAAGUGACUCACUGAAUUUUCAGUGCUUUUGUUCUCUCCAGUUGUCUUUCUGCACUCCCCUUCAGUGGCAUUGGGUACUAUGGCUGGCAUGAGACUUCGGGGGCUGGCAUCUUCUAAGCUUUACCAACGCCGGCAGGAUCGGCUGAGUGGCACAGGGUCACUCCUGAAAGACGAGACACAGGCAACAGCUGGGAUACCUGGUAAUAUGUCUGAUGCCCUCGCAAAUGCCGUGUGUGAGCGCUGCCAGGCUCGCUUUGAUCCCUCCGAAAGGAUUGUGAACAGCAACGGGGAACUCUAUCAUGAGAACUGCUUUGUCUGUGCUCAGUGUUUCCGGCAGUUCCCAGAUGGACUCUUCUAUGAGUUUGAGGGUCGAAAGUAUUGUGAGCAUGAUUUCCAGAUGCUGUUUGCACCCUGCUGCGGGCAAUGCGGUGAGUUCAUUAUUGGACGUGUGAUCAAGGCAAUGAAUAAUAAUUGGCACCCAGAAUGCUUCCGUUGUGAGCUCUGUAACGUGGUCCUAGCUGACCUGGGCUUCGUAAAAAAUGCUGGCAGGCAUCUGUGCAGGAAGUGCCACGAUCAGGAGAAGGCCAAGGGGCUGGGCAAGUAUAUCUGUCAGAAGUGCCACCUGAUAAUUGAUGAGCUGCCUCUGAUGUUCCGGAGUGACUCCUACCAUCCAGAUCACUUCAACUGCACCCACUGCGGGAAGGAGCUGACUGCUGAAGCCAGGGAGCUGAAAGGGGAACUCUACUGCCUGCCCUGCCAUGACAAGAUGGGCAUCCCAAUCUGUGGGGCCUGUCGCAGGCCUAUCGAAGGACGCGUGGUCAAUGCGCUGGGAAAGCAGUGGCACGUUGAGCAUUUUGUUUGUGCCAAAUGUGAAAAGCCGUUUCUGGGGCACCGCCACUAUGAGAAAAAAGGCCUGGCUUACUGCGAGACUCACUACAACCAGCUCUUUGGAGACGUCUGUUACAGCUGCAGCCAUGUGAUUGAGGGGGAUGUGGUAUCAGCUCUCAACAAGGCUUGGUGUGUGAACUGCUUCUCCUGCUCCACCUGCAACAUCAAGCUCACACUGAAGAACAAGUUUGUGGAGUUUGACAUGAAGCCUGUGUGCAAGAAAUGCUACGAGAAAUUCCCCCUGGAGCUGAAGAAGCGUCUGAAGAAGCUGUCUGAACUGGCUGCCAGGAAAUCGCAUCCCAAAGCUGUGGAUUUAAACUCCGCUUAAACGGGUCUGUCGUUCUGCUGCCUGCGCUCUUCUCCUCAGACUGCAACUUGCCGUGCUAUGGAUCACACCGGGAAUGUCUGAAACAAUCCCCAGACAAAUAGGACCUCCUCCAGCUUCACCCUGACUCUGUCUGUACUUAGGUAGUUGCAAAUUAACGCUGAUAGCAUGGGGAGUUCGGCUGCUGCUGAGGGGCAGGGCAGAGUUGUGGGCAUGGUAGUUAACUGGCAUCAUUCUACCAUUGGUCAGAGCUGAAAUUCUGUCUCCUGUAGUCUGAGGAAUUUGGAAGAACAGUGAUUUAAAUAUCAGAUGGUGAAACAUGCAGAUUGUUCAACACGAGCCAUAAAUAUCAAGGACUCCUUAAAUGCCUUGCACACAGACCUUUUCAGCUGUAGGACAGUGUUCUGACUGUGGCCCAAAAUGUUCACCAUCUGAUGGCUGUUUGGGAUGUGUGUCACCUGCUCAGAGCAGACUCUCACAACCUCAUGGCAGAAAUGCUGGUGACUGCUCUACACCAGAGUGUUCACUGUUGCUACCACUGGGGAAGCUGCACUAGAAAUAGUUACAGUAAAAAUGUUAGGGGAAAAAGCUAACACAAAGGCUCCCCGUGCAAGACUCCUGUUUAAUUAGCUAUUUUCCUAAUACCAGCUGCCUUCUGCUGCUUUCUGCUGUAGCAAGCUACCAUAACUAUUUUAACAGCUUCUGUGCGCUGCCUCAGCUAUGGCACUUCUGAAGUAACGGACUCGCUGUGAUCUAAACAUAGAGCCUGUGUCUUCCACCAUGACUAUCGGCCUCCACAGUAACCUCGACAGGAUGUGUUUUGUCACAGUUUGAGCAGUGGAGGACAGCACUUGUUUUUCUCUAGCCCUCGGCUCAUCCUUCAAGUCCGGGCCCAGGGAACUACACCAUUUCAGGCCACUGCUGGGGCCACGUCCACUGUGCUUGUUUUCCCUGGUGUUUGUUGAAGGACUAACGCUGAGACACUUCAGGCCUAUGAGCAUUCACAGUUCAUUAUGAUGAUUCCUCCUUUAGAGCAGGCAGCUCCUUUCCCCAGGUCCUGGUCACAGGAAGGAGCCCAAUGCGGGAUUAGGAGAUUUUCAGCUGAUUCACCAACCCUAGUUUAAGAGAAUUUCUGGGAAGAUCAUAAUAGGACACUUGACAUCAUAUGUGCUUAUGUAUAUGCAGGAAUAGUUUACUGGGCAAUCGUCGUCUCAACCAGCUCAAACCCUGUCAGUGGUCUGUGUUCCCUGCAGAGCCCAUUGGAGAUUGGCGAUGGGUAAACAUUUGCCUGUAGAGAUGCCCACGAGUACCAUUGUACUAUGAGAAGCAAUGCGGCGAGGACUCUUACUUCAUCUCUCACGUUUGGAAUUCUGUAGAUUAGGCUGGGGAGAAGGGACUUAAAGGAAAACCUUAAAAAACAACAAAUCAUCUAGUAGCACCUUAAAGACGAACAAAACAUGUAGAUGGUAUGAAGACGUGGGCCGUGCCCAUGAAAGCGCAUGAUACCAUCUACGGGUUUUGUUCGUCUUUAAGGUGCUGCUAGGCUAUCUGUUGGUUUUUUAAGUUUUUCCUGUAGAGCACUCGGUCUUCUACGGAGUUACAAAAUCACAUUUGAGAGACUGAGGAAUCAAGGACGUUAUGGAAAAUAAUCCCAGCUCAGUUUGGAGACGUUCGUUUCUCUGCACCAGACUCCACUGGAAAAGGAAAGUAGAAGCGAUAGGACCUGUGGGCUGCUUUUGGACAGAGUCUUUUAGUAUGAUGGAUUUGCUAGGACUUGUGUGUUCUUCACAAUGCUGGAGUCAGCAGGGAGACACUCUUCCAUAGAAAGAAAUUGAAGACUAGGAUGCAUGGCAUUUUCCUUUGCUCUAGAGCAGGGGUGGGGAACCUGCAGCCCCUGGCUUGCCUGUAUCUGGCCCCCAAGGCUCGGGGCUCCCCCCUCCCAGCAUUGGGCAGCCCAUUCUGGCACUCCAGCCCCUCCCCCCCAUCCCACCGUGGGACUGGAACACACAAAGUUUCUACUUGCCUGGGGGUCAGCAACCUGCGACCCCAAAAAGGUUCCCCACCCCUGCUCUAGACUCAUUCAUUCUUGCUGUCACCUCCAUUGUCCUUCGUGGGGUUACAUCAAGGAGAUGAAUUUGGUUCAAAAAGCCAGGCUUGUCUUACUUACCGAAAGCUGCUGCCCAUUGUAUACUUUCACAGUUUAAAAUCUAUAUUUAUAUACAUAUUUAAAACAAAUCACUAAUGCUCACUGGCUACACUUGAAGAUGGCAAUGCUUUUAGCAACUGCAAUAUGUUCAGCAUACUCAUAUUCAAGGGAAAUACUAAUCACUUCCUUAACAUCCUUCCUUCUUGCAAAUCCAACUGCUAAAUGUUUUCGCUAGAGUUUGGAUCCCAGUCCUUACCCUCACAGUGAUCCACACAACAUUAGCAAAAUUGUUUAACCUUCAAUGCUUGGAAUUUCCCAUGACAAAUGUUUUGUAUUGGGCAAUGCAGGCGUCUGGGGCUGAAGAGGGUAAGUGUUAAUUUGAAACAUAUGGCAGGCAUUGGGUCACAAGUAAACCUGGGACAAAAGCAGUUGUUCUAAGAGGUGUUUAGUUCCUAGUUUGUAAAGCACCCUCAGCACUAAGGAUUAUAUAGAAAGAGUAAAGAAAUGUAUUAAUACCAAAGAGACAAGCCCACCCUUAUUCUACAACAUGGAUUCUGCAGACUGUGGAUUUCUUGUUUUAUAGUACUUCAGAGUUUGUGGUGUCUAACCAAAAUCUGUGACUGCUGGACUAAAGUAUUAUAAUCUGCACUGGUUCUGUAUGUUCUUGUAAUAAAGUUAACUGCAAUGCAUUUAAAUCUUCACACUAAAAAUUAAAAUAUACAAACUAUUGCA